This is a messenger RNA of Tuber melanosporum (Perigord truffle), 2015 nucleotides long. RefSeq lists its product as uncharacterized. The transcript has 2 exons. Lineage: Eukaryota; Fungi; Ascomycota; Pezizomycetes; Pezizales; Tuberaceae. Gene Ontology annotation, molecular function: zinc ion binding; DNA-binding transcription factor activity, RNA polymerase II-specific; DNA binding. Gene Ontology annotation, biological process: DNA-templated transcription; regulation of DNA-templated transcription. Bases 96 to 2015 code for a protein of 639 amino acids. The record is from RefSeq and is a predicted model, not a curated record.
CAACGUCUGCCGAAACCUCCAGAAAAUACUCACGACGCACGACGCACGACGACUGAGGUGAAGAGGAAUAGUGGAUGUGAAAAAAACACGGUAAAAUGGUCUACCACAAGCCUAGAAAAUCGUGCCUAGGCUGCCGCCGCCGGCAUCUAAAAUGCGAACUAGAAGAGGGUUCGUCAAGCUGUUCCUGGUGCACAGAACGCGGACUAGAAUGCGUCAAAGAUCCAGAAGCUCGAGACAAACAUUUAUCUUCUCAAACAGCAAAAGACGGAGCAAUAGUCCUCAACGGCUCCACCUCUGCAUACGGCGGCCUCCAGCUCGGAGAAUCCAGCUUUCUCCCGGCUGACGGGCCUAGCGCGAACCGAGUUCUCUGCCUUCGACAAGAACUGGGAUUACAACACAAGCACCCAGCCAGCUGGACCGAAGAGCGAGACCCGGACCACGAGCUCCGCCUGGAUAAACCGGUGUUGGACUACCUGCGGCAACUAUACUUUACACGUGUGCACCCGUACAUCCCCAUCAUCACGCAGACCUACCUCGACGAUCCCGUCACCCGGCCGGGCCAGCUUCUGCUCUCGGCAAUGUACGGCGUGGCGGCCAAGCUUCCCGGGGUGAUCGUAUCGACACGGGACUUCCUGCAUAUAAAGCGGGUGUUCGAGCACCAGCUUAAGAAGCUCACCGCAAACUAUGUCCCAAGCCUGCAAGCGUGUCAGGCGCUCACGCUGAUCCACCUGACGUUGGAGAUGCAGUGCGAGGGGCUGGAAGGCGUAGAAACCUGGCCGCUACGUCUAGCCAGCGCGGUGCGAAUGGCUCUGGAAUUAAAGCUACACGACCAGUCCAAGUACCCUCCCUCACCGCCAUACAUGGCGGAACUCCACCGUAGGCUGUUCUGGGUACUUUUCACGAAGGAUAGGUGGACGAGUACGGGGAAGGGGUACCCGCUCAUGCUCGAUAUAGCGGACAUCCGAACUUCCCUACCUACAGCAAAAGACCUCGACGAUGACAGUAAUGGCUCCGCCAAUAACGAUACCCCAGCUGCGCACGAAUUCUUCCUAGAGCUAGUCCAUCAGGCACUCGUCCUUGGGGCCAUCCACCCAAUCUGCUUCCGCGCGGAUAGAUAUGCACACGUAACAGCCGCGCAAUUCCGCAAAAUCGAGGCCGAGGUUGACGCCCUCGGUUCCCGACUCCACUCCUCCAAACUCUCACCGACAGCCCAAGCCCAUCUGGAACUCAAUUACACCGCCAUCCGCCUCCUCUUCUACGGCCCCUUCUUCAAGCCAUCUUCUGACGCGGAAGCCACGCUCUUCAGCUCCUUCAUACCAGACAUCGCGAGCGCGCGCCUGCACCUCGCGAACGGGGCUGUCCACGCCCUUGGCUUUGCAAGCAAGGAAUUGUUGUACACGGGGCCGAGCAUUUGGAGUAUUCUGUUCUAUGCUAUCGUGAGGUGCUUCCUCGUGGCGCUGAGCAUUAUGCAUGACCCCAUUGGCGGGUACUCACCACAGUUACGAAAUGCCGCCGCGGAGGCGGUGGCCAAGGUUAGUGAUAUUGCAAGGUUCAUGUGCGAGGAGCGGAGGUGGUGCUUUAUGGUGCUCUCUGGGACGCUGAUGUUGUUUACCAAGAGGGUUGCCGAGGAUAAGGAUACUAUUCGGAAGAUUAAGGGGAGUAGGGAAGCUUCGCCCGUGGCUGCUGCGGCGAGGGAGCAAGGGAGGAAAAGGAAGGCUGUGGUCGAGGAGGAGGUUACGAGAGUUAAGAAGCCUGUGAAGGGAGAGGCGGGGUCGAGGGCCAGGGGCGUGAUUCCUGGAGAGGCGAUGACUGGUGUUCAGGCGGCAAUCAUGCCACAGCAGGUAGGCUCAGGUACUGCGCCAGCAGCCGCGGCGGGUGGCAUGGCUGGGAUGGCGAGGAUACAAGUAUCGCCAGGAGAAUUCACGGAAUUUGGCAACUGGGGUUUGGGUAAUGAGUAUAGCGAGGAAAUUGACUGGCGAGAGUGGGAUACGUUGUUUUCCUCCAUCACCAAGUGA